This is a messenger RNA of Trypanosoma theileri, 450 nucleotides long. RefSeq lists its product as uncharacterized. The record is from RefSeq and is a predicted model, not a curated record. Lineage: Eukaryota; Euglenozoa; Kinetoplastea; Trypanosomatida; Trypanosomatidae. The transcript has a single exon. Bases 1 to 450 code for a protein of 149 amino acids.
AUGUACACGGAGUCACACACCUACAGAGAGGAAAAGAAAAACACAAGAAAAGAAAAACAGCAACAACAGGAUACCAACAGCACACAAAGCACUCACAAUACAAUAAUCACAGCUGACACUCUCAUCAGAGAAAAACAUUCACCCACACCAGCACAUCAACUCAACCCCAAGAAGAAAAAAGAUCCACCACGUGAAGCCGAAGCGGAACAGUCUCAGUCCAUCUCCCCGCAGGCUGCAGUCACUCAAGCAAGCCACACACCACAAGGGCACAAAUAUGUUCGUGGCAAUGCCGUGAGUGACACCACCGAGAGAGAAGAUGAGAACAAAGAAAUGUGUUUUCAUUACGUGGGCGGUGUGAGUAGCAACCCCAACACACAAAGGAACACACAACAGAGGGGCACACUCAAACACCUACAACCCAUCGAUCUUUAUACCAAAAUAAAAAUGUAA